AUGAUCAGGUUACCAACGAAUGAUCUUAUUGCUACUUUGUUGGUCCGGGUCAACAACGAGCGGUUUACUUAUGGAUUACCUGCCAUAUGCUCGAACAAGAAACUGCAGGCUGCAGCACAGCGUCAUGUCGAGGACCUGUCGAAGUCUGAUUUUGUGUCGGACGUUGGUACCGACAACUCGACCCCUCAAAAGCGUGUUACCGACGCUGGUUACAAGUGGUUAAGUGUCAAAAGCGUGUUACCGACGCUGGUUACAAGUGGUUAA
Molecule: messenger RNA, 264 nt
Organism: Peronospora belbahrii
Lineage: Eukaryota; Oomycota; Peronosporomycetes; Peronosporales; Peronosporaceae
Source: the annotation of a GenBank genome assembly